Molecule: messenger RNA, 333 nt
Organism: Lodderomyces theae
Lineage: Eukaryota; Fungi; Ascomycota; Pichiomycetes; Serinales; Debaryomycetaceae
Gene: RPP1A
Product: ribosomal protein P1
Exons: 1
Coding region: 1-333 (110 amino acids)
Biological process (GO): translational elongation; cytoplasmic translation
Cellular component (GO): ribosome; cytosolic large ribosomal subunit
Molecular function (GO): ribonucleoprotein complex binding; protein kinase activator activity; structural constituent of ribosome
Source: RefSeq, a predicted model, not a curated record
AUGUCUACUGAAACUGCUUUAUCAUACGCUGCUUUGAUCUUGGCUGAUGCCGAUAUCGAAAUCACUUCUGAAAAAUUGUUGGCCUUGACCAAGGGAGCCAACGUCGAAGUCGAAGGUAUCUGGGCUGAUUUGUUCUCCAAGGCUUUGGAAGGAAAGGACUUGAAGGAAUUCUUCUUCAACUUCUCCGCUGCUCCAGCUGCCGGUGCCGCUCCUGGUGCUGCUGCUGGUGGUGACGCUGCCGCUGCCGGUGGUGAAGCUGCUGCUGAAGAAAAGAAGGAAGAAGAAGCCAAGGAAGAGUCUGACGAUGACAUGGGAUUCGGUUUGUUCGAUUAA